GACAGAAAAUUUCAAGCCUGCAGAGGACCCUGCUGACUGUGGCUCCUGAAGAAGUGCAACGAUGUCAACUCCAGACGCUGACAUGGCCGCCUUUGGCGAGGCGGCUCCUUACCUCCGAAAGUCAGAGAAGGAGAGAAUUGAGGCCCAGAACAAACCUUUUGAUGCCAAGACCUCUGUCUUUGUGGUACAUCCAAAGGAGUCCUAUGUGAAAGGGAAAAUCGAGAGUAAGGAUGCAGGGAAGGUCACUGUCAAGACUGAAGGUGGAGAGACCCUGACAGUGAAGGAAGAUCAAAUCUUCUCCAUGAACCCUCCCAAGUAUGACAAGAUCGAGGACAUGGCCAUGAUGACCCACCUCCACGAACCCGCCGUGCUGUACAACCUCAAAGAGCGUUACGCAGCCUGGAUGAUCUACACCUACUCGGGUCUCUUCUGCGUCACUGUCAACCCCUACAAGUGGCUGCCGGUGUACAACCCCGAGGUGGUGUUGGCCUACCGAGGCAAGAAGCGCCAGGAGGCCCCUCCACACAUCUUCUCCAUCUCUGACAACGCCUAUCAGUUCAUGCUGACUGAUCGGGAGAACCAGUCCAUCCUGAUCACCGGAGAAUCCGGUGCUGGGAAGACUGUGAACACAAAGCGUGUCAUCCAGUACUUUGCAACAAUUGCAGCCAGUGGGGACAAGAAGAAGGAGGAGCAGACAUCAGGCAAAAUGCAGGGGACGCUUGAGGAUCAAAUCAUCAGCGCCAACCCACUGCUGGAGGCCUUUGGAAACGCCAAGACCGUGAGGAACGACAACUCCUCUCGCUUUGGCAAAUUCAUCAGAAUCCACUUUGGGGCCACAGGCAAACUGGCUUCUGCUGACAUUGAAACUUAUCUGCUGGAGAAGUCCAGAGUCACUUUCCAGCUCAAGGCGGAAAGGAGCUACCACAUCUUUUAUCAGAUCAUGUCCAACAAGAAGCCAGAGCUAAUUGACAUGCUCCUCAUCACCACCAACCCUUACGAUUUCCACUAUGUGAGUCAAGGGGAGGUCACUGUCCCCAGCAUUGAUGACCAGGAGGAGCUCAUGGCUACAGAUAGUGCCAUUGACAUCCUGGGUUUCAGUGCUGAUGAGAAAACAGCCAUCUACAAGCUGACAGGGGCUGUCAUGCAUUAUGGGAACCUGAAGUUCAAGCAGAAACAACGAGAGGAGCAGGCAGAGCCUGAUGGCACUGAAGUGGCUGACAAGGCUGCCUACCUAACGGGCCUGAACUCAGCUGAAUUUCUCAAGGCCUUGUGUUACCCCCGAGUCAAAGUUGGGAAUGAAUAUGUGACCAAAGGUCAAAACGUGACACAGGUGAACAAUUCAGUGGGUGCCCUGGCAAAGGCAAUGUUUGAGAAGAUGUUCCUGUGGAUGGUUGUUCGCAUCAACCAACAGCUGGACACGAAGCAGCCCAGGCAGUACUUCAUUGGUGUCCUGGACAUUGCUGGCUUUGAGAUCUUUGAUUUCAACAGCUUUGAGCAGCUGUGCAUCAACUUCACCAAUGAGAAACUGCAACAGUUCUUCAACCACCACAUGUUCGUGCUGGAGCAGGAGGAGUACAAGAAGGAAGGGAUUGAAUGGGAGUUCAUUGACUUUGGCAUGGACCUGGCUGCCUGCAUUGAGCUCAUUGAGAAGCCCAUGGGUAUUUUCUCCAUCCUGGAAGAGGAGUGCAUGUUUCCCAAGGCAACUGACACCUCUUUCAAGAACAAGCUCUAUGACCAGCAUCUGGGCAAGUCCAACAACUUCCAGAAGCCCAAGCCUGGCAAAGGCAAGGCUGAAGCCCACUUCUCCCUGGUGCACUACGCUGGCACAGUGGACUACAACAUCUCUGGCUGGCUGGAGAAGAACAAGGACCCUCUGAAUGAAACUGUCAUUGGGCUGUACCAGAAAUCAUCUGUGAAGACCCUGGCUUUACUUUUUGCUUCUUAUGGUGGAGCCGAUGCUGAUGCUGGUGGUGGUGGUGGCAAGAAGGGAGGCAAGAAGAAGGGUUCUUCUUUCCAGACUGUCUCAGCUCUUUUCAGGGAGAAUUUGAACAAGCUGAUGGCCAACUUGAGAAGCACUCACCCCCAUUUUGUACGGUGCAUCAUCCCAAAUGAAACUAAAACACCUGGUGCCAUGGAGCACGAGCUGGUGCUGCACCAGCUGCGCUGUAACGGCGUGCUGGAAGGGAUCAGGAUUUGCAGGAAAGGGUUCCCCAGCAGAGUCCUCUAUGCUGACUUCAAACAGAGAUACAGAGUACUUAAUGCCAGUGCUAUCCCAGAGGGACAGUUCAUGGACAACAAGAAGGCUUCAGAGAAGCUUCUUGGGUCCAUUGAUGUUGACCAUACCCAGUACAAAUUUGGUCACACCAAGGUGUUCUUCAAAGCUGGCUUGCUGGGACUCCUGGAAGAGAUGAGAGAUGACAAGUUGGCAGAAAUCAUCACUCGCACACAAGCCAGAUGCAGGGGCUUCCUGAUGAGAGUGGAGUAUAAGAAAAUGGUGGAGAGGAGGGAGUCCAUCUUCUGCAUCCAGUACAACGUUCGUUCAUUCAUGAAUGUCAAACACUGGCCAUGGAUGAAGCUGUUCUUCAAGAUCAAGCCCUUGCUGAAGAGUGCAGAGUCUGAGAAGGAAAUGGCCAACAUGAAGGAAGAGUUUGAGAAAACCAAGGAAGAACUUGCAAAGUCUGAGGCAAAGCGGAAGGAGCUGGAGGAGAAAAUGGUGGCCUUGGUGCAGGAGAAAAAUGACCUGCAGCUCCAAGUGCAGGCAGAAGCAGACAGCUUGGCUGAUGCUGAGGAAAGGUGUGACCAGCUCAUCAAAACAAAAAUACAGCUGGAAGCCAAAAUUAAGGAGGUGACUGAAAGAGCAGAGGAUGNACCUGGGCAAGUCCAACAACUUCCAGAAGCCCAAGCCUGGCAAAGGCAAGGCUGA
Parus major (Great Tit) is the source of this 2923-nucleotide messenger RNA. Its product is annotated as myosin heavy chain, skeletal muscle, adult. Gene Ontology annotation, cellular component: myosin complex; vesicle; actin cytoskeleton. NCBI's taxonomy places the organism in Eukaryota, Metazoa, Chordata, Aves, Passeriformes, Paridae. Gene Ontology annotation, molecular function: ATP binding; actin filament binding; microfilament motor activity. The record is from RefSeq and is a predicted model, not a curated record. Gene Ontology annotation, biological process: vesicle transport along actin filament; actin filament organization. The transcript is spliced from 23 exons. Bases 62 to 2923 code for a protein of 953 amino acids.